AUGCAUAUUUUUCUAUAUUUCAUCAUAAUAGCAGGAAUUUUAUAGAUAGCAGCUGUAAAUAUCAAUUAGCCAGGAAAUUCAGACUUAAACUAGCUAGUUGAAGCUCCUUAAAAUGCGUGUUAAUAAGGCUAUUUUUUUAAUGAAUAAAUAUGUAGUCAAUGUUAAUGGAUUGAAAAUGGAUUUUGCACCUGUUCAUAAUAGGGGAAAUGUGAUCAAAUAACAUGUUUGUAAGGAUAUUUUUUGGUAGGAAGGUAUUAUUUAAUUUAAUAUAAUUAAGUUCAUGUAUAAAGCAUCCUGAUUCAAAUUGUAUAAAGGGAGGGUUUAAUUCUAAUGGAAGUACAGUGAUUUGUUAUUAAUGUAGUAGUCAAUCAACAUUAAUAGGUAUAUAUAUAAAAAAAAUAAUUAGGUGGAAUUUGUAUAGCCAAUAAUAAUUGUUUAUAAUUUGAUAGUUUAACUGGAAUAUGUAAAUAAUGUUAGAGUGGAUAUUUUAUUUCUGUUAGUUAAGGAUAUUAGGAUAAUUCAGUAUCAAUGA
Paramecium sonneborni is the source of this 532-nucleotide messenger RNA. Lineage: Eukaryota; Ciliophora; Oligohymenophorea; Peniculida; Parameciidae. The record is from the annotation of a GenBank genome assembly.